This is a messenger RNA of Penicillium digitatum Pd1, 108 nucleotides long. NCBI's taxonomy places the organism in Eukaryota, Fungi, Ascomycota, Eurotiomycetes, Eurotiales, Aspergillaceae. The record is from RefSeq and is a predicted model, not a curated record.
AUGAGAAUACCAAUUCCCUCUCUUAAUUUGACGGAUACGGAAGUGCAAAGUUUUCGGGCAUUGAUUGAGCGGACUACGAUCCCUGAAUCUCGGCAUCGUGCUUCUUGA